Messenger RNA from Trichechus manatus latirostris (Florida manatee), 1221 nucleotides. RefSeq names its product renin (gene REN). The transcript is spliced from 9 exons. Bases 1 to 1221 code for a protein of 406 amino acids. NCBI's taxonomy places the organism in Eukaryota, Metazoa, Chordata, Mammalia, Sirenia, Trichechidae. The record is from RefSeq and is a predicted model, not a curated record. Gene Ontology annotation, molecular function: aspartic-type endopeptidase activity. Gene Ontology annotation, biological process: angiotensin maturation.
AUGGCUCGCUGGGGACUCCUGCUGGUGCUCUGGGGCUCCUGCACCUUCAGUCUCCCUGCAGACUCCGGCACCUUCAGAAGGAUCUUCCUCAAGAAAAUGCCCUCAGUCUGGGAAAGCCUGAAAGAGCAAGGUGUGGAUGUGGCCAAGCUCAGGGCUGAGUGGAGCCAGUUCACCAGGAGGGUCUCCCUUGGCAACGGCACCUCCCCCAUGAUCCUCACCAACUACAUGAAUACCCAGUACUAUGGCGAGAUUAGCAUUGGCACCCCACCCCAGACCUUCAAAGUCGUUUUUGACACGGGUUCGGCCAACCUCUGGGUGCCCUCCAGCAAAUGCAGCCCUCUCUACACUGCAUGUGAGACUCACAACCGCUAUGACUCCUUGGAAUCCUCCAGCUACAUGGAGAACAACACGGAAUUCACCAUCAACUACGGAUCGGGGAAGGUCAAAGGCUUUCUGAGCCAGGACGUGGUAACUUUGGGCGGAAUCACGGUGACACAGACCUUCGGAGAAGUCACGGAGCUGCCCGUGAUACCCUUCAUGCUGGCCAAGUUUGAUGGGAUUCUGGGCAUGGGCUUCCCUGCACAGGCCGUCAGGGGGGUCACCCCUGUCUUUGACAACAUCAUCUCCCAGGGGGUGCUAAAGGAGGACGUCUUCUCUGUGUACUAUAGCAGAGCUUCUGAUCUUCGCUUUAGGAAUUCCCACUUGCUGGGAGGCGAGAUUAUGCUGGGAGGCAGCAAUCCCCAGUAUUACCAAGGGAACUUCCACUACGUGAGCCUCAGCAAGACUGGCCUCUGGCAGAUCAAAAUGAAGGGGGUGUCUGUGAGGUCUGCCACUUUGUUCUGUGAGGAGGGCUGCAUGGUCGUGGUGGACACCGGCGCGUCCUUCAUCACGGGACCCACCAGCUCCCUGAAGCUGCUCAUGGAGACUCUGGGGGCCAAGGAGAUGAUGACGAAUGAAUACGUGGUGAACUGUAACCAGGUGCCCACACUCCCUGACAUCUCCUUCCACCUCGGAGGCAGAGCCUAUACGCUCACCAGUGCGGACUAUGUAUUACAGGACCUCGACAGUAGUGACGAUGACUUGUGCACACUGGCCAUCCAUGGCCUGGACGUCCCACCGCCCACUGGGCCCCUCUGGGUCCUGGGUGCCAGCUUCAUCCGCAAGUUCUACACGGAGUUUGAUCGGCGUAACCAUCGCAUUGGCUUUGCCCUGGCCCUCUGA